Messenger RNA from Yamadazyma jaroonii, 1149 nucleotides. Lineage: Eukaryota; Fungi; Ascomycota; Pichiomycetes; Serinales; Debaryomycetaceae. The record is from the annotation of a GenBank genome assembly.
AUGAGUGCAAAAGAUAGAUUAUUACAAUUAUCACAAAUAUUAACACCAAAUGCCACUUCAGCUUCAAAAUCUUUAGCUCCAGAUCAUCCUUUUAAGAUUUCAAUCAUUGGUUCAGGUAAUUGGGGUACUGCAGUUGCUAAAUUAUUAGCAGAAAAUGCUGCUUCAAGACCUCAUUUAUUCAGUCAUGAAGUGAAGAUGUGGGUGUUUGAAGAAAAAAUUAAUGGUAAGAAUUUAACUGAAAUAAUUAAUACCGAACAUGAAAAUGUCAAAUAUUUACCAGGAAUCAAAUUACCAAAAAAUUUGGUUGCUGUACCAAAUAUUGUUGAAGCAGCUAAAGAUGCUGAUUUAUUAGUUUUCAACUUACCUCAUCAAUUUUUAAAGAAUAUCUGUAAACAAUUAAAUGGUAAAAUUAAACCAACAGCAAGAGGUAUUUCAUGUUUAAAAGGUUUAGAAGUUACACCUGAAGGUUGUAAAUUAUUAUCAACUUAUAUUACUGAAAACUUGGGUAUUAACUGUGGUUCUUUAUCAGGAGCUAAUAUCGCAAGUGAAGUUGCUAAAGGAAAUUGGUCAGAAACUACCGUUGCUUAUCAAUUACCAAAAGAUUUUAAAGGUCCAGGUAAAGAUAUUGAUGAAUUUGUUUUAAAAGCUGCUUUCCAUAGAUCUUAUUUCCAUGUUAAUGUAAUUGACGAUGUUGCUGGAGUUUCUGUUGCUGGAGCUUUGAAAAACAUUGUUGCUUUAACUGUUGGUUUUGUUGAAGGUUUAGGCUGGGGUGAUAAUGCUAAAGCCGCUAUAAUGAGAAUUGGUUUAUUAGAAAUUAUCAAAUUUUCUGAAACUUUCUUCCCAGAAUCAAAAGCUUCAACUUUCUUAAAAGAAUCUGCUGGUGUAGCUGAUUUAAUUACAACUUGUUCAGGUGGUAGAAAUGUUAAAGUAGGUAGAUAUAUGGCUGAAACCGGUGAAAGUGCUGAAGUGGCCGAAAAGAAAUUAUUAAACGGUCAAUCUUCUCAAGGUAUAAUAACUGCCAGAGAAGUUCAUGAAUUAUUAACUAAUGUUGGUAAAUUAAGUGAUUUCCCAUUAUUUGAAUCAACUUAUCAAAUUAUUUAUGGUUCAGAAUCUAUUGAAAAUUUACCUUUAUUGUUAGAAGAAAAAUAA